Gossypium raimondii (Peruvian cotton) is the source of this 486-nucleotide messenger RNA. Its product is annotated as protein MAIN-LIKE 2-like. NCBI's taxonomy places the organism in Eukaryota, Viridiplantae, Streptophyta, Magnoliopsida, Malvales, Malvaceae. Bases 1 to 486 code for a protein of 161 amino acids. The transcript has a single exon. The record is from RefSeq and is a predicted model, not a curated record.
AUGAGGUCAUGCACAAUUUUCCCAGAUUUGACAGCUACAUUGAUUGAACGGUGGGGACUGGAGACGCGUACUUUCCAUCUAACGUUAGGAAAGUGUACUAUCACCCUCAAAGACAUCGCUUUCAUUCUCUGGUCACCCAUUGAUGGGUUGGUCGUAGCAGGGGAUACUAGAAUGCCUUUGACUGAUGUUUGUAAUGAUUACCUUGGAGCAAUUCCUCUGGAUGAUAAGAUUGUAGGGUUGUUUAUCCUACAUGCAUGGUUGGACCAGGUCCUGAAAGUGUUAACGGUGGUUGUGGUAGUUAUAGACGUGCAGUAUGCUGCCCGAGCAUUAAUACUGAGGCUUAUUGCAACCAUAUUGAUGGUAGAUAAAUUUGGCAAUCAGGUCCUUUUCCAUUACCUGAUUUUACUACAAAACUUAUUUGCUGCUGGAGGAUAUAAAUGGGAAUUUUAUGUACUUGUAAUACCAUAUACCCAACCAAAUCGUUAG